UCAUCCCGGCUUCCUGCGCCCUGGGCGCACGGGGAGCGCAUAUAAGGCGGCUGGACCCGGGUGCUCGGCACAAAGCUCCGGGACCCGGCACGUCUCCAGGAUGCCGCUCUCACUAGUGGUUCUGGCCGGCAUGGCCCUCCUGUGUGUGGCCGACCCUCUAAGCCACCCCACCGGCUCCCGCGUGGCCCAUCUCUCUGCCAACUUUGGGAUGAAGGUUUUCCAGGAGGUGGCCAAGGCAUCCCCAGAUCGUAAUGUGGCCUUCUCCCCUUUCGGGGUGGCCUCUGUACUGGCCAUGCUGCAGAUGGCGGCCGCUGGGGAGAGCCGGAGUCAGAUCAAGGCAGCCAUGGAGUAUGGGGUCAACGAGCGGGGCAUCCCCCAGGCCCUACGGUGGCUGCGCAAGGAGCUGACUGCCCUGAAGAACCAGGACAGGGUGGACAUUGCUGACGCGCUCUUCGUGCAGCGGGACCUGGGGCUGACACCCGGCUUCAUGAAGAGGUUCGCCCGCACCUUCCGCCAGACUGUCAAACAGGUCAACUUCACAGAGGGUGAGCGCGCUCGCUUCAUCAUCAACAGCUGGGUCAAGGACAGCACCCACGGGAUGAUCAGUGACUUCCUGGGGCCGGGCACCGUGGACGACCUCACCCGCCUGGUGCUGGUGAACGCGGUGUAUUUCAAGGGGCUCUGGAAGCUGCCCUUCCCGGAGGCGGACACGCGCCAGCGCGUCUUCCACAAGUCGGACGGGAGCCGGGUGGUGGUGCCCAUGAUGGAGCAGACAGCCAAGUUCAACUACGGCGAGUUCUUCACCCCAGACCAAGUGGACUACGACGUGGUGGAGCUGCCAUACCACGGGGACACGCUCAGCAUGCUUAUCGCCGCCCCCUAUCGCCGAGAGGUGCCCCUGGCCACCCUCACCCGGGUCCUUGACGCCCGGCUGCUGGGCGAGUGGAAGGCGAACAUGACCCGAGUGCCCCGCCAGCUCGUGCUUCCCAAGUUCUCCCUGGAGAGCGACUCUGACCUGCGCCGGCCCCUGCAGGAGCUGGGCGUGAGGGACGUCUUCAGCCUCAGCGCCGCAGACUUCAGCAGCCUCUCAGCCGAGGAGUCGCUGUACGUGGCCCAGGCCCUGCAGAAGGUCAAGAUCGAGGUGAAUGAGAGUGGCACCAAAGCCUCCUCUGCCACAGCUGCCAUAGUCUACGCCCGGAUGGCGCCCCUGGAGAUCAUCAUGGACCGGCCCUUCCUCUUCGUGGUGCGGCACAACCCCACAGGUGCCAUCCUCUUCAUGGGACAGGUGAUGGAGCCCUGACCAUGGGGAACCCCCCGUGCUGGGAGCAGACUGGGAAACGAAGCCAUCUUGGGGGGGCACCCCCCCUCCCUGGCUGAGGAGAUGCCUGUCCUGUUCAGUUUGACUCUCUGGGUCCCCCCCCACUCCUCCCCUGGAUUGCAGGGCAGCGGUGGGGCCAUAUAUGACAGUAGUCGCUGGGCUGUCCCCCACGGCCGGGAAUCCCAGGCACACUGUCGCCCUGCAGGCCUAGUCUGGGGCUCAAAUCUGCCCCCCAGCGACUCAGUUUCCCUGGUCCUACCAUACCUGGGCCUUGCACGGAUUCUAAUGGAUUUACACUGGAGGCUGCUACCUCACCCCCUCCUCUGGGGGGUGUCAGGAACCCUGUUCCCGGUCAGGGGGCUGGGCAUGAAUGUAUGGGAGAGUAAUAUAUUGUAGAGGAGAUAAUAUAUUCCUAGCUUUGUUUGCAUUUGAGGGGCCUGCGUG
Messenger RNA from Gopherus flavomarginatus (Mexican gopher tortoise), 1762 nucleotides. RefSeq names its product serpin family E member 1 (gene SERPINE1). NCBI's taxonomy places the organism in Eukaryota, Metazoa, Chordata, Testudines, Testudinidae. Gene Ontology annotation, molecular function: serine-type endopeptidase inhibitor activity. The transcript is spliced from 9 exons. The coding region runs from base 101 to 1300 and encodes 399 amino acids. Gene Ontology annotation, biological process: negative regulation of vascular wound healing; negative regulation of endopeptidase activity; negative regulation of plasminogen activation. The record is from RefSeq and is a predicted model, not a curated record.